UUGGACCAUCCAACAUAUAUUUAUAUUUGUCACGGGCAAAACCAUAAUAGUAGUCCUAAAAUUACUACACACAAGUAUAACUUAGCUUAUUAUUAGCCUCUUACUCUCUUAGAGGGUGAACAAGUUUUGAACUCCGAUUUCAAUACAAUAAUAGUUAAUAAUGAUGAUGGAAAUGGAAGAAGAAGAAGAAGAAGAAUAUGGUAGCAACUACUAUGUUCAAAGUCCAUCCUCAGUCUCUCAUCAUCGUCGUGCUAGCAGCACUACGACGACUUGUACUGAGUCUGGCCGUAAUCCUCAACUCUUAUUACUUCCUUCUUAUAACGAAGAAGAUGAUCAAGAUCAGUGUUAUCCAACCAAACCACUUCUCAACCAAGACCAUAAUGCAUCAUCAUCUGUAGUGGCUAUAGCGGCUAGGACCAGCACUACCUUCAGUGGCAAUCUGUCUCGUUGCUCGUCUUCACGAGCUUCAACCACUUCUUUCAUCCACCAGAAUGACAUGAUGAGGAUGACUAAUGUACUACCUUCUGAUCAUGUAAAUGGAAAGACGACGAAUAUUAUUAUUAAUAAUAAUGAUAUGCUUGUGCCUGUGAUGAGUAUUAAGAAAAUAGGAAAACUUGAUGAUGAAGAGGAAUUGUAUAAUUUUGGCAAUGAUGAAGGAAAGUGUUGGAAGUAUUUCUCCUUCAACACAUAUCCUUCUUAUGUUUGGAUUGGGUUGCAACUUUUAUGGAGGUUCUUGCUUAGUGCAAUGCUUGCCUUGCUUGUUUUCUACCUCGUAACCAAGCCUCCUCCUCCCCACAUUUCUGUCAAGGUGAUAGGAGUGAACCAGUUUGAGCUAACGGAGGGAGUUGAUGUAACUGGAGUAGCCACAAACUUUUUGAGUUGCAACCUUUCAAUGGCGCUUAUAAUUGACAACAGAUCUAAAGUUUUCGGACUCCAUAUCUUGCCUCCAAUCGUCGAUGUUUACUUUGGUCGUGUACCAUUCGUCAUGUCUCAAGGGGCAAACAUGUACGUUCGGAGCCAAGAAUGGAGGGAAAUGUCGGUAUCGGCGGGGACAACGAAGAAGGCAAUGUACGGAGGUGGAAGAAACAUGGAAGACAUGCUAAACUCACAAACAGGACUCCCUUUGUUUGUCACUCUCAAAUUCAGUUCUUAUAUUAGAGUGGUUGAAAACUUGAUUCAGUCCCACUUCCAUCAUCAAGCUCACUGUUUAUUGCUUCUGCGUAAUUCGAAUGAUCAAAAACAUCGCACUUCUCUCACUCACUCUGUAAACACCACUUGCAACCUUCUCACUUCCUAAUUUUAUUUUUAUGUUUAUUUACGUAAAAUUGCAUGCAAUUACAAUAGAUGUCGACAUUAUUAAGGUUAUGAACUUUAUGUGCCAAAAAUGUAAUCUCAACUCGCCAAAAUAUGAUCAAUGCAUGGGAAGUAGUACAUUAUAUAUUCUCUAUUAUAAUGUUGUGUUUUUGUGUA
Chenopodium quinoa (quinoa) is the source of this 1470-nucleotide messenger RNA. RefSeq lists its product as uncharacterized. The coding region runs from base 161 to 1297 and encodes 378 amino acids. NCBI's taxonomy places the organism in Eukaryota, Viridiplantae, Streptophyta, Magnoliopsida, Caryophyllales, Amaranthaceae. The record is from RefSeq and is a predicted model, not a curated record. The transcript is spliced from 3 exons.